Molecule: messenger RNA, 3504 nt
Organism: Aspergillus pseudotamarii
Lineage: Eukaryota; Fungi; Ascomycota; Eurotiomycetes; Eurotiales; Aspergillaceae
Product: E1-E2 ATPase-domain-containing protein
Exons: 3
Coding region: 1-3504 (1167 amino acids)
Biological process (GO): monoatomic cation transport; copper ion homeostasis
Cellular component (GO): membrane
Molecular function (GO): ATP hydrolysis activity; ATP binding; copper ion binding
Source: RefSeq, a predicted model, not a curated record
AUGGUCACAGAUAAUCAAGGCUCGCCGCCUCAAUCAAGGCUCACCACUAUCUUAGUGAACAACCUGCAUUGCCCUUCGUGCGUGACCAAUGUCGAAGACACUUUAUCAGCUCUCACUCCCUCGCCCUUUUCCAUCUCGACCUCCAUCGUGUCCCAUGCAAUCAGAGUCACGCACCCCAUUACCCUCAGCAGCUCCCGGAUCGUAUCCGCACUCGAAGAUGUUGCCUUUGAAAUUGACAGUGUCAUCGCCAACGACUCAGACGGAGGCGACCUUGAAGCUCAGCAACACCAACCCCGUCACGCCAGCUCUGGAAAGCAUGAUGUUCUUUCUCAAUCGAAAGUACAUAUCCAGAAGUGCGAUGAAUGUGCCACGCAACUCGCCGCAUUAUCAUCCAGUGCUAGUGACAAUGAACGGGCCAUGAAGGAGAUCACUGCAGCGGCCGCGUCCGUCAGCUCUGCGGAUAACAGCCUCACAUCCGUUGUGGAUGACCGGCUCACAGGCAGCCGAACACGCAUUACGCUAUCCAUCAGUGGAAUGUCCUGCAGCUCAUGUGUGGGAAAGAUUACGGGUGCUUUGCAAAACCGACCGUGGAUCUUAUCGGCCGAUGUCAAUCUCCUCACUAGUAGUGCUGUCAUAAUGCUCAUGGAUAACUCACAUGUGGACGAAGUGCUUGAGAUUAUCAGAAGCUCGGGAUACACCGUGGAACUGAUCGACACGGAGGAGCUGCAACCUCAGAAACCAUCCAAGCCGUCUGGAAUGGCAGAUGCCUGGCGAGCUUCCUAUGUCAUCGGAGGCAUGACCUGCAGCUCCUGCGUUGGCAAAGUGACUGACACUCUGAAUCACCAUGAUUGGAUUACCAAAGUGGACGUGAACCUGGUCUCAGGCAGUGCGACUGUGGAAUUCCAAGGAAAAACACACCUCGAGGAGAUUGCAGAAAUCAUCAAGGGUCUGGGUUAUACGGCCACUCUUAGUGACCUGGAGAGCAGGGCACCGGCGGAGCAACGUAGCGCAAAACGAUCGCUGAUGAUCCAGCGCAUUCUGGAUGCUCUUGAGGUAUAUUCAGCCCGGUUGGAUGUGACAGAACCGCCUAGCAAAGCUCAGCACAGGCUCACAGUAAAUUAUCUUCCCGACGCACCCAAUUUUACCAUCCGGCAUAUCAUCCGGACCAUCGCCGAUGUGGACAAGUCUUUCACUGUUUCCAUUUACCAUCCGCCCAGUCUGGAGGAACGUUCGCAGGCAAUGCAUCGUAGACAUCAGUGGCAAAUUGCACGUCGCCUAGCCCUGUCCGUACUGGCAGCCAUACCAACAUUCAUCAUCGGGAUCGUUUACAUGUCCCUAGUCUCAAAGGACAACCCCGGUCGCAUGUACCUCGAGGAGCCCAUGUGGGCUGGUCAGGUAUCACGCAUUGAAUGGGCACUUUUCAUCAUGGCAACUCCCGUCUACUUCUUCGCUGCUGACCUGUUCCACCGCCGUAUGAUCACCGAGCUCAAAGCCUUAUGGAGACCAGGGAGCAAGACCCCAAUCCUGCGGCGUUUCUAUCGUUUUGGAAGUAUGGAUAUGCUCAUGUCACUGGGAACGUCGAUUGCCUAUUUCUCGUCCAUCGCGAUACUGGCAAUCGAUGCCACACAGCCGAGGGACGGCCAUAAAGCGUCCAGAGACGGAACAUUUUUCGACUCGGUGGUGUUCCUGACGAUGUUUCUAAUGAUCGGCCGGUUGCUAGAGGCUUAUAGCAAAGCUAAGGCUGGAGAUGCCGUGGGUCUCCUUGGCAAGUUGCGCCCCAAGGAGGCUCUCCUCGUGGAGCGGGAUGGAGAGGAAUCCACGAACACUCGCGCGAUUCUGGCCGAUCAGUUGGAAUUUGGGGACGUGGUACGUGUGGCGAAUGGUGCUUCCCCCCCGUAUGACGGGACUGUGGUGGAAGGAGAAUCUCAGUUCGACGAAUCCAGUUUGACCGGAGAAUCUCGACCGGUCACCAAAUCGAUCGGAGAUGAUGUAUUUUCGGGCACUAUUAAUCAGGCGGGCCCAGUUUCGGUGCGUAUCACUGGACUUUCUGGGGAUUCAAUGUUGGAUCAGAUUAUUGGCGCCGUUCGUGAAGGACAAAUUCGCCGGGCACCCAUCGAGCGUACAGCUGACCUGAUCACUGGAGUCUUUGUGCCAAUCAUUACGCUGAUUGCUAUUUUGGACUGGAUUGUAUGGCUGGCUCUUGGCCUCUCGGGCAGAUUGCCUGACUCAUGGAUGAAUGGGAAUCCCGGAGGGUGGGAGUUCUGGUCAUUGCAGUUCGCUAUAUCAGUGUUCGUUGUCGCUUGCCCCUGUGGAAUUGGGCUUGCUGCACCAACGGCGUUGUUUGUUGGUGGCGGACUCGCCGCCCAAAAUGGUAUUUUGGUCAAGGGAGGUGGUGAAGCGUUCCAGGAAGCUAGCCAACUUGAUUGUAUCGUCUUUGAUAAAACGGGUACCAUAACCGAGGGAGGUGAACCGGCCAUCACUGAUCAUGAGGUAGCCAACACUGAAGAUGUCGACAAUAUCUGGGGUGCAGUUUUAGACCUCGAACAGAACAGUAGUCACCCAAUCGCUAAGGCGAUGGUGUCUUUUGCCAACUCCCAACAGCCACCGGCCCUCAAAGCUACUACUGUGGACGAGAUUCCAGGAAAGGGCAUGAAAGGCUCUUUCUUUCCUCAGGGCCAAAAUGGACCUGUGCUUGAGGUCAUUAUAGGCAAUGAAGCUCUGAUGAAAGAUUAUAAGGUUGUGAUAUCCUCGAGCAAUGAUGAAACGUUGACCACCUGGAAGCGCCAGGCAAAGUCGGUCGUUCUAGUCGGCACCAGAAUCCGUCCAACACCAGGACCCACAGUGCACGUUCCUUGGAAGCUCUCGUUGAUGUUGGCUGUAGCUGACCCCGUUCGACCCGAGGCUAAGGACACCCUCCAAGCCCUGCGCAAUCGGGGCAUAGCGGUCUGGAUGCUUUCCGGAGACAACCCGACGACUGCUCACGCAGUGGGAGAGAUGGUGGGGAUCUCGGCGGACAACAUUAUCGCCGGUGUCUUGCCCGAGCAAAAGGCCGAGAAGGUACAGUACCUGCAGAAAACUCUUCAGAAGCCUCCUCGAUCGAGUUGGUUCAAGUGGAGCAAGGAGCCCCAGUCCAGCCGAGCGAUGGUCGCCAUGGUUGGUGAUGGAAUUAAUGACUCACCUGCUUUGACCGUAGCUGAUGUGGGUAUCGCCAUCGGGUCUGGGUCGGAUAUCGCCAUCUCGUCCGCCGAAUUUGUCCUGGUCUCCUCCGGUCUUACAUCCCUUCUUACCCUGAUCGACCUCAGCCGCCUCGUGUUUCGACGGAUCAAGUUCAACUUUGGCUGGGCUUUGGUGUAUAACUGUGUUGCCGUUCCAGUCGCCGCUGGUGUGUUCUAUCCUAUUGUCAGCAAUGGUACUCAUGUGCGGUUGGAUCCCAUCUGGGCUAGUCUUGCAAUGGCGUUGAGCAGUGUUAGUGUUGUUUGCAUUGGCUUCAGAGCUAAGAAAUAG